UUUUUUUUAUAUAUUUCAGUACUUGAACCGACCUUUCCAUAUCGUGAUGUGACCAUAAAACGCGGCGUUGAUGCAAACGAACAGUUUGAAAUACUCAGCGAAGUUGGCAGAGGAAAGUUCGGCACAGUCUACAAAUGCAAAGAGAAGUGCAGUGGCCUUAAAUUAGCCGCAAAGUUUGUGCCCAUUCCUAAGCGUGAAGACAAACGAAAUGUGGAGCGUGAAGUAGAAAUAAUGAAUUCCCUACAGCAUCACUUGAUAAUACAGCUCUACGCCGCGUUCGAGUACCAGAAGAUGAUGUGUGUUGUGCUGGAAUUAGUUGAAGGUGGUGAACUUUUCGAUCGUGUGGUCGACGAUGAAUUUGUACUUACAGAACGAGUAUGUGUAGUCAUCAUUCGACAAGUUUGUGAAGCUAUGGAGUUCAUACAUCGAAACAAUAUACUUCAUUUGGAUCUCAAGCCAGAAAAUAUAUUAUGCCUCACUCAAGAGGGCAAUCGCAUUAAAAUAAUAGAC
This is a messenger RNA of Teleopsis dalmanni, 510 nucleotides long. Its product is annotated as myosin light chain kinase family member 4-like. The record is from RefSeq and is a predicted model, not a curated record. NCBI's taxonomy places the organism in Eukaryota, Metazoa, Arthropoda, Insecta, Diptera, Diopsidae. The annotation marks the transcript as partial. Gene Ontology annotation, biological process: intracellular signal transduction; positive regulation of apoptotic process; protein phosphorylation. Gene Ontology annotation, molecular function: ATP binding; protein serine/threonine kinase activity. Gene Ontology annotation, cellular component: nucleus. The transcript is spliced from 3 exons.